UGUACCUCCCCUCGCCGCUUGAGCAAGCGAAGAAGACGCUGGAUAGAAAUGGCGCUGACGGCGAGUGAAGCUGCACGAGGUCGCUAAACGGCUUUUCCAUGGAUCGGAGACAUCUGACUGCCGCGGGAAUGACAUCGGCGUCGAAGUAGGACACCUGUCGAAGCGGCCACCGCUGAGCUACAACGUCUCCCCAGGAGACCUCCCUUCUUGCCCGACGAGGAGAGCAAAUCUCACCGGGAGCAUGGCUUCUUACGGCAACCAGUACAUCUUCGGGGAAUUCAGCCCUGAUGAGAUCAAUCAAUUCUUUGUGACUCCACGAUGUCACGUCGAGCUUCCACCUUUCAACAACAAAGCGCCGUGUGUCAGUCAGUCCUCUGGAGGUUACUGCACUCCCGCUGUACCAUAUAAAAUGGAGUCAAUGGGACUGCAGGGUUGCGGGGAUGACUAUCAGCGCAUCAAGUUUGGCGUCGAUGAGGUCAUAGACUCCAAGACCGUCGACGGCGUAAACGAUACUUUGUACAAAGUGUCGAGCACCCUCAACCCGCAGGCUCCAGAGUUCAUCCUGGGCUGCCAAUCGGCCCAGAAACCCCAACAGACGACGACUCCGGCGGACAGCGGUCCAGAUGGGAGCCACUUCAACUCUGAGGACGGGCCCGACUCGGAGGCUUCGGCCCUGGAUAAUCACCAGGCGUGCCAGGACCUGGAUGGGCUGCCCGGCGGCAUGGGACAGCGUGAGAGGAAGAAAAAGAAAAAGCGGCCGCCGGGGUACUAUAACUACCUUGACUCUUCGGGCGGUGGCAACACCAACGCCGCAGACAGCACGCCGGUGACGGCACUCGUGAACGGACACGCGCUUGGCGUCUCGCAGCACAACACCGAGGAUGCGGAUUGUAAAGCUUUAUCUGGGAUUUCCUCUCUGAGCAUUACCUCGGCAGCAACGGUCGCAUCUGUUGUCGUCCAAAGGACUUGCGAUAGUCCCGACGACUUUUUGUCGGACUUAAAAAGCGGGGCGUUGUCUUUUUCAGAUGGCACCAAUGCAACUUCACCCUCUUCGUCCUCAUGCCAAAGUAGAGGCGUGACGGAUGGACCGAGGACUGCAGAUGAGCAGCCAGAUCAUUUGGCUCCGCAGAGCCCCCAACUUUCAGAUAGUCCACAGAGCCCCCGAUCUAAGUCACCGCUUCCCGCUUCCGCUUCUGCUGCUGCGACUACUGAACCGGACGGAAGGGAAGCGGCGGAGAGUAACGGCUUGGCCGAGUCAGAUGUUUCAGUUUGUGCCGACGGACACAAUGAAGACUGUGAGAAAGACCAUUUGCAGGUCUCUACGCAAACGGCGGAGGAGUUGUCAGUUUCUCCCACGGUGGCGGCCGUUCCCGCCCCCAUCCCCCCAAAAUCUUGGGCCAGCCUCUUCCACAACUCUAAACCACUUCCAGGCAGUCCUCCAGCCUUUGUGGAGAUUAAGAAUGCCGUGGAAGUUGUGACUCCUCCGCUCGUGACACCGGAGACACCCGAGGAGAAAGCUGUUGAGGUCAAGGAAGGCCCUGUCCAUGUAUCAGAGGACCCUAUGGCACCUAAGCUUGCAGAACUUAUUGAGAAUGUGAAGUUGAUACAUAAACCAGUGUCUUUGCAGCCGAGAGGACUCGUCAACAAAGGGAACUGGUGCUAUAUCAACGCUACUCUUCAGGCCCUGAUAGCUUGUCCUCCUAUGUAUCACCUGAUGAAGUCUAUUCCUUUGCUCAGUGAAACCCAGAGACCGUGCUCCUCCACACCCAUGAUUGACAACUUUGUGAGGUUGGUGAAUGAGUUCACAAACAUGCCAGUGCCAGCUAAACCUAAACCAGCUGUCGGUGACAAGCUGGUGAAAGACAUUCGACCAGGGGUUCCGUUUGAGCCAACGUACAUUUACAGACUCCUAACGCUCAUCAAGUCCAGUCUCUCAGAAAAGGGUCGACAGGAAGACGCAGAGGAGUAUCUUGGUUUCACUCUAAAUGGGCUGCACGAAGAGAUGCUGGCUUUGAAAAAACUAAUCUCUCCACAGGAAGAGAAAGCCCCUACACCCAACGGUCCCGAGUCUCUGGCCGGCUUGGUGGAAGUUGACGCAGACAAGGAUGAAGAGGGGAGCGAAGACGAGUGGGAGCAAGUCGGUCCCCGCAACAAGACUUCCAUCACCCGCCAAGCCGACUUUGUCCGUACGCCCAUCACUGACAUAUUCGGAGGACAUAUUAGGUCGGUGGUGUACCAACAGAACUCUAAGGAGUCGGCCACGCUACAGCCCUUCUUCACGCUGCAGUUGGACAUCCAGUCAGAGAAGGUCCGCACGGUCCAGGAGGCCCUGGAAACGCUCGUGGCACGAGAGUCGGUCCAGGGUUACACUUCUAAAAGCAAGCAGGAGAUCGAGGUCAGUCGGAGGGUGACUCUGGAGGAGCUGCCCCCUGUCCUCGUGCUCCAUCUCAAGAGAUUUGUCUUUGAGAAGACUGGAGGUUGUCAGAAACUCAACAAGAUCAUCGAGUACCCCGUAGACCUGGAAAUAAGCAAAGACCUCCUGUCUUCUGGAGUGAGGAGCAAAGUUAUGAAAGGCCAAAGAACAUACAGGCUCUUUGCAGUGGUCUAUCACCAUGGGAACAGCGCGACUGGCGGUCACUACACCACGGAUGUCUUCCACAUCGGUCUUAACGGUUGGCUGCGCAUUGACGACCAGGCAGUGAAAGUGAUCAACCAGUACCUGGUGGUCAAGCAGAUCGCCGAGCGCACCGCUUACCUGCUGUACUACCGCCGCGUCGACUUCUUGUAGGCGCACGCACAUACGCACAAAAUCGCCAACGGAGCCACGAGCAUACAUGCAUACGCACGCACACACACACACACACACACACACACACACACACACACACACACACACACACACACACACACACACACACACACACGCCUAACACAGCCCCCUCAUCUUACACGUGACACAUACAAACACAUGUGGAACAUAUGAUGAACAGGAACACUGCCCGACUUUGUUCUCUUGCAAGAUUUUCCUCCUCUUUCCUCGUGUCCCCGCUUCCUUGAGAGCCAGCUUUUCCAGCACCUCUUCCCAAGAGGAGACACAAGUUGCAUUCACCACGAAUUCCUUGCAAUGACUCGCUCUUCUCUGUGCACCACUGCUGUCAUUUUCUGUUCUUCUCAACAUUAUGGUCAAAAGAAUAGGUGGUUCAGAUGGAGAACUGCAAACUGUACUGCUCGGAAUUUAUCAGUGUUGGCCUUUUUCACAAGCUGAGCCGCAGUCAAAAGGCCUGUUUUCCAAUGAGCUCAUUGCCAGGGCCGAGCACCAGCAUCAUUAUCCUCAUCCCCAAGCCUGCUCGUCUCCUCUUCCUCCACCAGGUACAGGUUGGGCCCUCACACAUAGCGAAGGUGAAUCUGAAGCGAACACUCUCUGGGUUUUGACGUCUUCGAAGAGUAUCUAAACAAAGUCUUUAAUGCGCUUUAGAAUUUCAGAUUACAAGCUUUCUGUGCACAAAGUAUAAACCGAUGAUUAUAAGUGUGGCAGGCAUAUUUGCAACUAUUUAGACUAAAAUGUCAAAAAAAAAAAAAAAAAACCUACAAAAAACAUAUGCAGUCCAGAAGGACUUGCUUGUUUUUAGAUUGUUUGCACUGGAGAUGGCAACUAAUGAAACAAUAGAUUCCACUGCAGAAGCUGCCCUCGUUUACUUUUGACAUUUCCUUCCGGAUCCAUUCGUCAUCUGUGUCGCCGCCUAUGUCCAGGUCGCAGCACUCAUCCAACUUCCACCCGCGCCCCAAAAGCUCACCGGGGUUUGCAGGGGGAUAGCCUUAGGUCCAAACCGUGAUCGUUUCCACACCCAAAUCCGGCCUGCACGUCUGAAGUGACACGGCGUAUUUAAGGGUGGUGCGAACUGAAAGUGGGCGAAACCAGCGCUGAGGCGUGUGCACAUACAAAUGGAGAUAGUGUUUGCUUUUGUUGAGGGUUUUGAUUUUUUUUCCUUGCAUAAUUCAAUGAUUGUGAUUUAUUUUUGUUUGUUUGUUUGUUCAAGCUACUAAAAUGUUAGUAUGUUUCAGUCAAUUAUUGGAUGUCCCCACGCUCAUGCUCCCCCCUGACUUCAGCUUGCAUUUGAAUUGGAUCCUUUCAAAAGGAAAUGACACAGGCUAAAGCACAACUAUGAAUAAAGAUGAAGUCGUUCUUCCAAUAUUUUAUUUGCGCUCACAUAACCACUUUUAGAAAUGUCACAUUUUCAUUUUUAAAUUACUUUGACCCCUUCAUAUUAAAAACAUCCUCUCAUUGGCUGCCACUGAUGAUGAUAGAUGUACCAGUUUAUCUAAAAAUGAAGUUUCUACAUUGACCGCACUGUAACUUUGAAAUAUUAGCACAACCAAACUACUGUAGGAACGGCUUUUAUUUAAGUCAUUGUCUUGCCAUUGACGGUGAUAGACGUCCAAACCAAUUAGACUGGGAGGUCCAGUUGGGUUGCACAUCUAUUGCUGUCAGUAGCAUUGAAACAAUUCAAUACCAGCCAUCCCAGUUAAACUACAUUUGAUGUCUAUCGCUGUCAAUGGCAGUGAAGGAGAUAAUACAGGGUUUCUCACUAGUACAUAAGCCUAGCUGGCCAAGGGACUUUAAUGUUGUGGCAGUGUGCAAAAAUGGAGGUUACAAUGAUAAUGAUUUGUGAAUUUUUUUGUCAUGUGGUUUCACAUAAUUUUAAGAUAUUUUUUGAACAAAAUUUUAAUGUAGCUUGAUCUUAAAAUUUAGUGCCACCACUUGACAUAAAAAAAAACCUCGUAUUUUCAGAGUACUCAUGCUUUCGCAACCCUACGUUACAGAAAUCCUUUUGCCCCUUAUCCAAAAAUAUUGAAACAAAUGUCCAGAAAAGAAAAGUGUAACAUGUUAUGACCACAAUUGAGUUCUAAAUAGCUCUGAUAUCUGAAUUCACUGUUCAGGAUUCAAAGUUAAAACAAGGUUGCUUGUGAAUUAAAAAUUACUUAAAACUAAUUCAGUGGAUUUUGAUGUGGAAAUGCCGUUAGACCUUUCAUGGGUUCCCCAUGCCAACUUAACCAAAGGGCACUAUAUUUUACCCCUUAUGUUCCAACUGAACGGAAUUCUCUAUUGGCUGGCUUCAUCUCCUGCUUGUUUUGCUACAAGCUUUGUAGUGAUUUCUCCUCAAACUGUGACCUGGAUCUUCAUUUGCAUAUUUAUUUUCCCAAGAAGAAUGUCAGGACGUUUGGACUUUGAAACUAAGUGAGCUUUUCCAAUGUGCGUUGCUGAAUUGCUUCAGGCCUCUUGUUUGUCUUGGGUAUGAGCGCCUAACACUUAUUGUCUGCUGGGAUUACACAACAAUCUGUUUUGUCUUUUUAAUUUCAGGCGUCCAGCAUUCUAUUUUGUUUGUUGUUCGAAUAAAGGAUUGUGCAAAAUACAGUUUGCUAAUGAUGACAUGGAGGCAGAGACGUCUUGUCAUUUUUGUAAUCCCCGCAACCGACACAAAAACAACGCAAGUCGCAGCUUCAGGCGUGCGCCGUCAACAUGUGGUGGGACUCAGUCCUGUGGCGUAGCUCUCCUCUGUAUAAUGGAAAGCAGACCCGUCAGUGAAAAAUCUGCUGGGUCUGCUUGUUUUCAACCCCCCCUUUCCUCACGGUAACUAGGCCGUCCUGCUCUGUGACAUAUCGGCAAAACUAGUCAUGCGGGAUAGAAAUCUGGUCUAAAUUUCGAAAUGGAUGUCAAGCGAGAAGGUCCACAUCAUAUAGGUUAAUGUCACACACAGGUAUGAAUCUCAAGGCCCCCGGCCACAAUUUGUGGUGCCCAUGAAAGAAAAGCGUGCGUAUUGACUCAGUUUCUCUUCAAUUAAAAUUUCUGUAGCACUCAAAUGAUGACCACACAUUUAAAUUUUUAUUUUUUUUUGUGUAAAAACAUUUAAAAAUUAGCCUUUUUCCUUGUUUGAUAAAUGGUUACUGAUUUUUCCUGUUUUAAAUGUACAAAUGACUGAUCCUCUUUCAUUUUUUAAAAAAUUGAACAGUUAAACAUUUUUUUUUUUAAAUUGAAAACAAAAUUGACAAAAAUACUCUCCCACGCCUUUUUAAAUUGUAUAAUGAAAAUAGUUAUUAUGACUCUUAAAAGUAGAAUUUGGAAAAAAAUUUGGGUCUGCAAUACCUAAACUAUUGUAUUAUCGAAAUGGUGUUCCCUUAAUUUAAUAAUCAAUUGUCUAUUAAUUGUGCAAACUUUAGCCGGGGUGUUUGACAAAUAGGUAUCCCAGUCGAAUUGAUAGCCAAAGUGCUACUGAGCAUGCGCACGACAACCACGCCCCUCCAGGGGUGACCACAUGUCAAAUGUCCGAGUUCAACUACCAUUUUGAUUACGACAUUGUUGCUGUAGUUGUUGCUUUAAAAAAAAAAAAAAAAAAAAAAAUAUAUAUAUAUAUAUACACACACAUUUUAUUGUGCCUUUUCACCACUAAACUCUGUCAGCGGGUUCGGUUCGCGUCGGGCUUUAAUACCCGCGAGCCGGUCGGGUAGAGCUGGAUUUUUUUUAGGCCCGAUCGAACUUCUAGCGUCAUGUAAUGUUACCAUACCGUACACUUAUUCAGCCUGUUGUUCUCUAUUGUAUUUUAAAUUGCUUUUGAAGAUGACAUGUCUGUUCUUGGUGCUGGAUUCUAUCAAAUAAAUUUCCCCCCAAAAAUGCGACUUAUACUCCGGUGCAACUUAUACUGGUCCUUCUCAAAAAAUUAGCAUAUUGUGAUAAAGCUAAUUAUUUUCUGUAAUGUACUGAUAAACAUUAGACUUCCAUAUAUUUUAGAUUCAUUACAUACAACUGAAGUAGUUCGACUUUUAUUGUUUUAAUAUUGAUGAUUUUGGCAAAAAAGUCAAGAAAAAGCAAAAAUCCCGAUCUCCAAAAAUUAGCAUAUCAUGAAAAAGUACUCUGUAGAAGCUGCUAACCUAAUCAUCUGAAUCAACGAAUUAACUCAAAACCCCUGCAAAAGAUUCCUGAGUCUUUUAAAAACUCCCAGCCUGGUUCAUUACACAAAACCGCAAUCAUGGGCAAGACUGCCGACCUGACUGCUGUCCAGAAGGCCAUCAUUGACACCCUCAAGCAAGAGGCUGACACAAAUUUCUGAGCGAAGAGGCUGUUCCCAGAGUGCUGUAUCAAGGCACCUCAGUGGGAAGGAAAAAGUGUGGCAGGAAACUGCACAACCAGAAGGGGUGACCACACCCUGAGAAAGUUUGUGGAGAAGGACCGAAUCCAGACCUUGGGGGACCUGCAGAAACAGUGGACUGAGUCUGGAAAUGGGCUACAGGUGCCGCAUUCCCCAGGUCAAGCCACUUUUGAACCUGAAACAGCGGCAGAAGUGCCUGACCUGGGCUACAGAGAAGGAGCACUCGACUGUUGCUCAGUGGUCCAAAGUAAUUUUUUCAGAUGAAAGCAAAUUUUGCAUGUCGUUUGGAAAUCAAGGUGCCAGAGUUUGGAGGAAGACUGGGAAGAAGGAAAUGCCUGAAGUCCAGUGUCAAGUACCCACAGUCAGUGAUGGUCUGGGGUGACAUGUCAGCCGCUGGUGUUGGUUUACUGUGUUUUAUCAAGGGCAGGGUCAAUGCUAUCAGGAGAUUUUGAAGCACUUCAUGCUUCCAUCUGCUGAAAAGCUUUAUGGAGACGAAGAUUUCAUUUUUCAGCAUGACCUGGCACCUGCUCACAGUGCCAAAACCACUGGUAAAUGGUUUACUGACCAUGGCGUUACUGUGCUCAAUUGGCCUGCCAACUCUCCUGACCUGAGCCCCAUAGAGAAUCUGGGGGAUAUUGUGAAGAGGAAGUUGAGAGACACCAGACCCAACACUGGAUGAGCUUAAGGCCGCUAUUGAAGGAUCUUGGGCCUCCAUAACACCUCAGCAGUGCCACAGGCUGAUUGCCUCCAUGCCACGCCGCAUUGAAGCAGUCAUUUCUGCAAAAGGAUUCCCAACCAAGUAUUGACUGCAUAGCUGAUAUAAUUAAUUGAAGAUGGACUUUUUUGGAGUAAAACACUUUUUUUUGUAUUGGUCGGAUGAAAUACGCUAAUUCUUUGAGAUAGGGAGUUUUGUUUUUCUUGCCUUUUUUUUUUGCCAAACUCAUAUUAAAACAAUAAAAGGCUUGAACUACUUCAGUUGUGUGUAAUGAAUCUAAAAUAUAUGAAAGUCUCAUGUUUAUCAGUACAUUACAGAAAAUAACUAUCGUAAUAUGCUAAUUUUUUUUUUAGAAGGACUAGUAUGUGUUUUUUCCCCCCUUUUCAUUGCCCAUUUUUUUGGCUGGUGCGACUUAUACUCAGGUGCGACGUAUAGUCCGAAAAAUACGGUGCAUCGACGGAGCUCAAAUUGACAGAACAUCGGCAGAAACCCACUGAAUGAAACCAUACCUACUUUGUGGCCUCCUAAGGGCAACCUUGGCCACUUGGUUUUGUUUGUAUGUAUGUAGUUGUGCUACAAGUGUGGAACCCAAUUAGUAAGGGAUAUGGAAUAAAUGCCCACCCAAAAUCCAUAAACAUGAUUCUGUAGCAGUGCGAGAAAAUCUGGUAUGGUUGCUCAUAGACUUCAUGGUUUGCUGUAAAUUAGGCACCCCCCGAAUCCAUGGCGUCACCGUGUGCCAGUUUUCAUAAAAGAGCAGAACUCCAAAUCUGUAUGAGGGAAAUUUGGGGCUCGAUUAGUAACCUUGGGCUCCCGUGCGAAAGACACAUUAUACUCACUCUAGCAUCUGCUUCCAUAUGCACCCAUUGAGGCCUUUUUAAACUCAUGUCAGCAUGUAUGUCAGAAGCAUGCUUCCAAAUGACAGUGCACACACUUGUGCCAGUGAAGCUGUCAGUCUGAAUUCAAACUCUACAUGAAUAAUUACAGGCUGUUGAAGAGUUUCUAUUCUAAUAUUCAGGCUCGGACCACCGUGGCCUUCAAGUUGGCAUCUAAUUUGACUCGUCGUGGCCACAAAAAAGCCUUCCACAGUCUCAAAUGUAACACGAGGAAGCUUGCGGGGGGUUCGCCUUUAUGAAAGCCGAGCGAGUCGUUUAUUAUAAUGGAGCCCAUUUUGCUUAAAGAAUGUACACUUGCAUUUGGAACGCAAGCUUGAGGUUUCAAAAUGUAUACUCGUGCAGCGCUGCUUUACAUGUCCAGAAGUAAUCAACGGCCUUUUCAUGUUGACAUUAAACUCUCGUUGUACAUGUGGUUUCCGCAAACCAAUAAUAGCGAUGUUUUAUUUUUGCAACAAUUGAUGUUUUUCACUCUAAAAAUCACAUGCUUGUACACGGACUAGCAUUCAAACUUGUAUUCAACA
Messenger RNA from Corythoichthys intestinalis (scribbled pipefish), 9271 nucleotides. RefSeq names its product ubiquitin specific peptidase 10 (gene usp10). The record is from RefSeq and is a predicted model, not a curated record. The transcript is spliced from 15 exons. Gene Ontology annotation, biological process: regulation of autophagy; DNA damage response, signal transduction by p53 class mediator; protein deubiquitination. Gene Ontology annotation, molecular function: cysteine-type deubiquitinase activity. Lineage: Eukaryota; Metazoa; Chordata; Actinopteri; Syngnathiformes; Syngnathidae. Bases 242 to 2788 code for a protein of 848 amino acids. Gene Ontology annotation, cellular component: nucleus; cytosol.